UUUAUUUUAUUUUAUUUUAAAAAUAAAAAAAUUACUAAUUACUAAUUUAUUCAAUCCUAUUUUAAAAUUGGCAAACAUUCAUUAUCAUUUACUAAUUAUUUUUUACACAAAGAAAAAAAAAAAGCAUCUCGUGACGGUUUACAACAUGUUCACUAUGUCAUUUUAUCAUUACAUAAUUAUAUUAAUUUAUUAUUAUAUAUUAAUUAUAUAUAAUCAUAUAUAUCUUUUUUUACAUAAACAAAAACUCUUCCUUAUCGUCUUACCUUUUAAUACCAUUUUUCUUUCAUAUUACAUCAUCUACUUCCUUCAUAUUUAGCCCAAUCUUCAGAAUAGGUAGGAAUUAAAAAAUUGAGAAUCGAAAGAUAAGGUUAAACUUUUGAUUCGAAUGAUUUAAAGAAAUUUCUCGCGUUUUAUUGCCUUUUAUUAAUAUAAUAAUAAUGCAAGAUGAUAUUCUUUAAAGAAUACAUUUACUUUACAUUUUACAUUUUACAUUUACAUUUACAUUUAAA
Messenger RNA from Rhizophagus irregularis DAOM 181602=DAOM 197198, 509 nucleotides. The record is from RefSeq and is a predicted model, not a curated record. NCBI's taxonomy places the organism in Eukaryota, Fungi, Glomeromycota, Glomeromycetes, Glomerales, Glomeraceae.